Messenger RNA from Zea mays, 1077 nucleotides. RefSeq names its product glutathione transferase19. The record is from RefSeq and is marked validated. NCBI's taxonomy places the organism in Eukaryota, Viridiplantae, Streptophyta, Magnoliopsida, Poales, Poaceae. Bases 114 to 803 code for a protein of 229 amino acids. Gene Ontology annotation, molecular function: glutathione transferase activity. Gene Ontology annotation, biological process: glutathione metabolic process. The transcript has a single exon. Gene Ontology annotation, cellular component: cytoplasm.
ACUAGUAGUGCUGUGUCUAAUAGUUCUAGUGUCGUGCCGGGCCGGACGGCAGUUUGGCCAUCUAUAACUGUACACCAUAUAGCACCAAUCACUCCGCAGUGCAGACGCAGCGCAUGCAGGUAGCAAUGGCGGGGGAGACGAAGAAGGGCCUGGUGCUGCUGGACUUCUGGGUGAGCCCGUUCGGGCAGCGCUGCCGCAUCGCGCUGGCGGAGAAGGGCAUCGCCUACGAGUACUCGGAGCAGGAGCUGCUGGGCGGCGCCAAGAGCGACAUCCUCCUCCGCUCCAACCCGGUGCACAAGAAGAUCCCCGUGCUCCUCCACGACGGCCGCCCCGUCUGCGAGUCCCUCGUCAUCCUCGAGUACCUCGAGGAGGCCUUCCCGGAGGCCUCCCCCAGGCUGCUCCCCGACGCCGCCUACGCGCGCGCGCAGGCCCGCUUCUGGGCGGCCUACUCCGACAAGGUCUACGAGGCCGGCACGCGGCUGUGGAAGCUCAGGGGCGACGCGCGGGCGCAGGCGCGCGCCGAGAUCGUGCAGGUGGUCCGGAACCUCGACGGCGAGCUAGGGGACAAGGCCUUCUUCGGCGGCGAGGCGUUCGGGUUCGUGGACGUGGCGCUCGUGCCCUUCGUGCCGUGGCUCCCCAGCUACGAGCGGUACGGGGACUUCAGCGUGGCGGAGAUCGCGCCCAGGCUGGCGGCGUGGGCGCGCCGGUGCGCGCAGCGGGAGAGCGUGGCCAGGACCCUUCACCCGCCGGAAAAGGUGGACGAGUUCAUCAACCUGCUCAAGAAGACCUACGGCAUCGAGUAGUAGAGCGGACUACUACUAGCAGAGGAGAUGGUACCGGCCGUACGUACGUGGCUGCCAUGCAGUUUUUGUUUCGGUUUGUUUAAACGGGACUCCAUGAAUGGAUGGAACUCUUCUUGGGCUCCGUGUGCUACAUACACAUCUGUAAAGGUGAACUAAAAUCACGGUAAAAACUCGGAAAUUAGUUUGUAAAGGGUCCAGCCCCCCUCCUUUAUAAAUAGAGAGGUAUACGGCUGAUUUGUAAUCAUCAAUCGAAUCAAUACAACAUCUAUUUCGC